AUGGCGCGUCUGGUCGGGUCUCCGGCGUCUCUGCUGCGGCCCCCUCCGUGCGCGCUGGCGGCGGCGGCGGCGCUGGCCGUGCUGUGCGCGCUGUACUACGCGCGCUCGCCCGCCUCGCCAGAGCCCCGCGGGCCGCCGCCCGCCUCCGCCGCCGCCCCGGCCGCCGCCGCCUCCGCCGGGGAGAGCAAGGCCAAGGCGGGCGAGGAGCUGCUGGCCUCGGCGGGGCUGGCCUCGGCGGCCGGGGCGGCGGGCGACGCGGAGUUGCACGUGCUGCUGCUGCUGACCAAGGCGGAGCGCAACACGUCGCUGCGAUCCAAGGCCGAGGCGGCGCUGCGCUCGCUGGCGCGCUUCGCCAAGCUUGGCCCGCGCCAGGCGCUCGUGCUGCACCUGCUCAGCGACGCGCCCAGCCGCCCCGUCGGAAAGGCCGUGCUUCGCGACGCGCUGCGCAGCGCGCAGUUCCAGCACAAGGUGGUCUUCCACGACGUAGACGUGGUGGCGGAGAAGCUGCUUCCCCUCGUGGAGGCCAUGCAGAAGCUCUUCAGCGCCGGCGCCGGCACCUACUAUGGCGACUCCCUCUUCUUCCUCUCGCUGGCCAUGCACCGCGUCCUGCCCAAAGAGAUUUCACGGAUCAUCCAGGUGGACCUUGAUGUGGAGUACAGGACCAACAUCCGGGAACUCUUCGAAGAGUUUGACAACUUCCCGGAAGGGGCCGUGAUUGGCAUCGCCCACGAGAUGCAGCCUGUCUAUCGGCACCUUUUCUGGCAGUACCGCCAGGAGCACCCGGGGACCAAGGUGGGGGAGCCCCCGCCGGACGGCCUCCCCGGCUUCAACAGUGGGGUCCUCCUGCUGAACCUGGAGGCCAUGCGCCACUCGGAGCUUUACAACCGCCUGCUGGAGCCGGGCGCCGCCCAGCGCCUAGCAGAGCAGUUCCACUUCCGGGGCCACCUGGGUGACCAGGACUUCUUCACGCUGGUGGGCAUGGCUCACCCGGAGCUCUUCCACGUCCUCGACUGCACCUGGAACCGGCAGCUCUGCUCCUGGUGGCGCGACCAUGGCUACCGCGAUGUCUUUGACCACUACUUCCGCUGCGACGGCCACGUCAGGAUCUACCAUGGCAACUGCAACACGCCCAUCCCCCAGGAGUAGCCCCUGGCUGGUCAGGGUGGGCUGGGGGGGCAGCUGUGCUGUGGUCACUGCAGGGCUCUCGCCGUGUCUCUUUGGGGGGUUUCCAUCCAGACUGUCGCUCCCUUUCCCUUGCGCACAACUGGGGUCGACCUGGGAGGAAUCCUCAUGGGCCUUGCAGGAAGGAUGCUGAGCCAGGUGUGUUCUGCCACCAGGCAG
Messenger RNA from Lacerta agilis (Sand lizard), 1341 nucleotides. It is a transcript of the gene XXYLT1, whose product is annotated as xyloside xylosyltransferase 1. Bases 1 to 1146 code for a protein of 381 amino acids. Lineage: Eukaryota; Metazoa; Chordata; Lepidosauria; Squamata; Lacertidae. Gene Ontology annotation, molecular function: UDP-xylosyltransferase activity. The transcript is spliced from 4 exons. The record is from RefSeq and is a predicted model, not a curated record.